This is a messenger RNA of Anarrhichthys ocellatus (wolf-eel), 771 nucleotides long. Its product is annotated as GTPase IMAP family member 7-like. Bases 1 to 771 code for a protein of 256 amino acids. The record is from RefSeq and is a predicted model, not a curated record. NCBI's taxonomy places the organism in Eukaryota, Metazoa, Chordata, Actinopteri, Perciformes, Anarhichadidae. Gene Ontology annotation, molecular function: GTP binding. The transcript has a single exon.
AUGAUUGGGAAAACUGGAGUUGGAAAGAGUGCAGUCGGUAACACCAUCGUGGGUAAAAAUGUCUUCCACUCUGAGGCGAGUGCGCAUUCUGUGACGAUGACCUGCAAGACAGAACGAGCAUUCGGUGGCAGAGAGAUCCACGUGGUCGAUACGCCUGGGAUCCUGGAUACGUCUAAAAGUGCAGAGAGCAUAAAGAAAGAGAUUGCAAAAUGCAUCCAGGUGUCCACUCCCGGCCCUCACGCCUUCCUGCUGGUCAUCCAGGUCGGCAGGUUCACCAAAGAAGAAGAGAACUGCGUGCAAGCCCUGGAGAAAAUCUUCGGACCCGAGGCGUCCAAGUACAUGAUCGUUCUGUUCACGCGUGGCGAUGAGCUGAAGCCCAGAACCAUUAGUGAGUAUGUGCAAAACGGCCACCCGAAACUUAGAGAGGUGAUAAACAGAUGUGGUAACCGGUACCAUGUCUUCAACAACAACAACAACUGGAAAAGGAGUCAAGUGGUUAAGCUGAUCAAGAAGAUCGAUGAGAUGGUGGCGGCAAAUGGAGGACAGCCCUUCAGUGAAGAAAUGUACAAGGAAGCGGAGCGGACUCUGAAGGAGCAGAGGAAGGACAGAGACACAACAGGCCAACAGGUUUACAACUUCCCCUUCAUGGAUGAGCUGCUAGAGAGAGUCAUUCUGUUUCAAACCAUACUGGCUGCUGCCUCUCAGGACAACGCUGACAACCUGGACAUCUCCGACAUAGCCUCCUGCUCCAACACCAUGCCUGCUAUCUGA